AUGCCCUCCCGUGACGUGUUCGCAUCCCGGUCGCACAGAGGGCGAUCUCCUCUCUCCCCCCCUGUCUGUCUCCCGAGCAGUCGCAGUCGGCCGGCCGUUGCGGAGAGGACACGCCGCCCCCGUGUGCGCAGGCUCACUAGCGCGGCGGCGAGGGCGGCGAGGACGGCGAGGACAGCGACGAGGACGGACGGCGACGGCACCAUGUCGGACAGCGAAGAGAGCUCCGGGGAUGACUGGCCCGUGACGGGGGCGUGGCUGGAGGACAUGCUGGCCACGUACCACGCGCGCGCGGCGGGCCAGCCGCCCCAGGAGCCGGAGCGCCCCGGCGCCAGCGCGCCCGUGCGCGUGCGGGAGUUCACCGUGCGCCCGGGAUGCGACGCGGGCGAGAGCGUGCUCUCCGACAUCCUCGCCGUGUCCGUGUCCUACUCGCUGCUGGAGGGCGGCGGGGGCGGAGGCGGAGAGGAGCAGGAAGCGCGCCACCUCGACCUCAUCAUGAAGCUCCUGCCCCACGACCCCUUCAGCCGCUACUUCGUUACCGAGGCGCAGUUCGACCUCCGCGAGAUCAAGUUUUACACUCAGGUGGUGCCGGAGCUGGAGGCGUUCCAGCGGCGGCAGCUGGCGGCGGGGGCGGCGCCGCUGCCGCUGCCCAUCCCGCGCUGCUUCCACGCGCGCUACGCGGCGGGCGGCUGCGUCCCGGAGGGCGACGGCGAGGGCGGCGGGGGCGACGGCGACGCCAGCCCCACGCCCUGCGAGUCCGUGCUGGUGCUGGAGAACCUCAAGACGCGCGGCUUCCGCGGCGCUGACUUCUCGCGGGGGCUCAGCCUGCGCCAGGCGGCCGCGGCGCUCGACGCCGUCGCGCGCCUGCACGCGCUCUCGCUCGCGCUCAAGGUGAAGGAGGGGCAGCCGCUGGCGGAGCGGUACCCGUUCCUCUUCCAGACGGCGCGCGCCACGGACUCGUACCAGCAGCUGGUGGAGCGCGGGCUGCCGCAGCUGGCGCGCUUCCUGGAGCGGCGGCCGGGCAUGGAGCAG
This is a messenger RNA of Gryllus bimaculatus (two-spotted cricket), 1029 nucleotides long. NCBI's taxonomy places the organism in Eukaryota, Metazoa, Arthropoda, Insecta, Orthoptera, Gryllidae. The record is from the annotation of a GenBank genome assembly.